Protomyces lactucae-debilis is the source of this 656-nucleotide messenger RNA. RefSeq lists its product as uncharacterized. NCBI's taxonomy places the organism in Eukaryota, Fungi, Ascomycota, Taphrinomycetes, Taphrinales, Protomycetaceae. The transcript has 2 exons. The record is from RefSeq and is a predicted model, not a curated record. Bases 108 to 617 code for a protein of 169 amino acids.
CAUCUUGACCUCCAGUCAUUCAAGCAGCAGUGGUCCAUUCGUAUCUCCAAGCGUCGCAUCCUUGCAAUCGUGCAACUACGAGAACGUUCACUUUCACCGUGUUCAUCAUGAUCCCCAAGAUGUUUAAACUGCGUCCAAUCAGCACUAUGGUGGCAACUGCUCAGCUCUUCAAUUUGCUUUUACAGUCUGUCUUUUUGGCUGGCCUCUUCUACAAUCAUGGCAUUCUGUCUGUUUCGGCAAAGGACUGCAAGGCAUUUUGGCUCACUCUCAAAGAUACAACCAACGGAUAUGACUACAAGGACACCCAUUGCCAGUAUGUGCUCAAGUCAGGAAAAGGAGUCAAUGUUCCGCAAACCAUUCACAAUGUUGACGAGGGAAUCUGCUUUUAUGUUCCUGAAGACGAAAAUUGUCCCCACGGAGGAGAACAUGGCGAAGAAAACUGGUUCAGAGAGCAUCGUCCAAAUAAUGGCCAAGGAAGUUUCGGAAUUUUUUGCUCACCUCGAAACCUCCUCGAUCAACCUGAAAAACUCCCUACGAAUCUAGACAAAGACAUUUCUGUUUAUUGGCAACUUACCGGCGAUCGCUUUUGUCCUGCUCGAAUUUUCUCUCAUAAAUAGAAGUAUUCUACUUCCUCAUAGAUUAAAGUAGACCGUCCC